CUCAGAGAAUUGAAUUCCGUAAGGUGAUCCCUUUAUUUCCCUAAGAACUUACCUCUAACCAUUUCACAGAAGCACCGAAAUGUCAGAACCUGUGAAGAAGGAUUCGCCCGAGUAUUCGUACUUCUUUGGAGCUAUGGGAGCGGCCUCUGCGAUCAUAUUCUCCGCCCUGGGAGCUGCCUAUGGAACGGCCAAGUCCGGCACGGGAAUAGCGGCCAUGGCCGUAAUGCGACCGGAGCUGAUCAUGAAGUCCAUCAUUCCGGUGGUAAUGGCCGGCAUUAUAGCCAUCUACGGACUGGUGGUAUCCGUCCUGAUUGCCGGAUCGCUUUCGGAUAAUUACACCACUCGCAAGGGCUAUAUCCAUUUGGCUGCCGGACUGUCUGUGGGAUUUGCCGGACUGGCGGCGGGCUUUGCCAUUGGCAUUGUUGGAGAUGCCGGAGUGCGAGGAACUGCCCAGCAGCCCCGCCUCUUCGUCGGCAUGAUCCUGAUCCUGAUUUUCGCCGAGGUACUGGGUCUGUACGGCCUGAUUGUGGCCAUUUACUUGUACACCAAGUAAAGACUUUUACUUUUAAAAUAUAACAUUUUAACGGUGGA
Messenger RNA from Drosophila bipectinata, 591 nucleotides. The record is from RefSeq and is a predicted model, not a curated record. NCBI's taxonomy places the organism in Eukaryota, Metazoa, Arthropoda, Insecta, Diptera, Drosophilidae.